Messenger RNA from Ogataea parapolymorpha DL-1, 327 nucleotides. RefSeq names its product 60S ribosomal protein L30. The coding region runs from base 1 to 327 and encodes 108 amino acids. Gene Ontology annotation, cellular component: cytosolic large ribosomal subunit. The record is from RefSeq and is a predicted model, not a curated record. NCBI's taxonomy places the organism in Eukaryota, Fungi, Ascomycota, Pichiomycetes, Pichiales, Pichiaceae. The transcript is spliced from 2 exons. Gene Ontology annotation, molecular function: structural constituent of ribosome; RNA binding.
AUGGCACCUAAAUCCAAGAAGAACUCAGAGAACAUGAACGCCAAGUUGGCCCUGGCUAUGAAGUCGGGUAAGUUCACCCUCGGCUACAAGUCCGUUGUCAAGUCCCUUAGACAAGGCAAGGCUAAGCUGAUCAUUAUUGCUGCCAACACCCCAGUCUUGAGAAAGUCUGAGUUGGAGUACUACGCCAUGUUGUCCAAGACUGCCAUCUACUAUUUCCAAGGUGGAAACAACGAGCUUGGUACUGCUUGUGGUAAACUUUUCAGAGUCGGAACCCUUGCCAUUCUUGAUGCUGGUGAUUCCGACAUUCUCUCUGCUGUCCAGAACUAG